CUGGGCGCCAUCACAUUGCUCGUUCCUGCAACCAACAUCUCAAUCCCCUCUAGGUUACCUGGCCUGUUGCCGUACCUUUUCUUUUCGCGAUGUGGUCGAAAAUCACCAAUGCUCUCAAAUAUCGGCCGUCGAACGAUGAUCAGGACUCAUCGUGGAACCAAACUGAUGUAAUGUCGAGGGUGUUGGAGCAGCAUCCCAACAUGUCCGUUUUCCAUGGAGAGGCGGACACCUCUAUUUCUGUGCCCAGUCCUCCAGCGUCUCCCUCGAAGAAUGGAAGGCGCUCUAUAUUCAGACGGACGAACAAGGGGAAAGACGAUGACUCCAUAAGGGCGCCGUCGCCAUCGCCACUGGCGCUUGGAUUAUCGAAGAAGGUAAAGUCAUCUCUCGAUCUCAUAGGCAAUGAAUCUCAACGCUCACUCAGUCGUGCCACAGUUGAACGUCCCGUUCAUUCCCCUGAUAUGGGGCGCCGCCCCUCCCAAGAUCUCUUACGACCAUCAAUGGAUGCUGGUCGAUCUACGCCCACCCCUACACUACCACGCUCUUCUUUGGAUAUCCUCAACAAAUCUCAGAAUGAAUCUAUUCAGCCAUCUCAUAACGAGGAUCCUAACGAUCCUAGAUACGGUUCCGUCCGUUCUAUCCUGCGCGAACCAAAUACCCCUGGUACAGGCCAGAACGUUCGCUUCUUUUCUCGGGACGCGUACAAAACGAUCAGUCCAGACCAAUCUAUGGACUCAGACUCCAUGCCAAUGCAACAGCUCUCGCCUCAGUCACAAUCUCAGCCGCUACUCAACGGGUCACCCACAGACCGUUUUCAGGAGCUCAGCCCACUCCCGAAUGCCUUGACCGCUGUUCCCCGUUCCGCAUCUUCGUCUAAGGCGGGUCGUCCUUCUCUGGGUGAAGUUUUCUCCCCCAUAGGCGGGGUAAGCUCCCCCAUUUCGCCUUUUUCACCGAAGGAAAACGCUUCGACACCAGCACUCGCCUCUCCCUCUGCCCCAAAUAACUCCAACAUAUUCGACGUUUCUCAGGAUAUCCAACUUCCCAAUUUCGCGCCGCCCGGCCUUAGUUUUUCUAUGGAUGAACCAUCACUUGCCAAAGGAAGCGAUACCCACGAAUCGAAUGUUGCUCAAGGAGGCUUCCAAGGCAAAGCGAUGACUUCUACGCCCUUCGCUAACAAGGGGAAAGGCAAAGAAAGAGCAGCCGAGACCGAGGAGGAGAAAGAGAACGCCGUUCCUAUCGAAGUUGAUGAGGCAGUGUUCCACUCUAGAGAAAAGUCUCUGAAUCGGUCUGCCCCUCUUCAUGACCGUAGCCAGUCUUUCAGUUUCGGUCAAACAGUCUUCUUUUCUAUGGACGAUAAGUCCAAACGGUCCUCUAAUGCGUCCACCGCCCCGUCUGUCACGUCUAACGACGCAAAGAAUUCCGCUCCUUCUAACGACUCACCUCAUUCUUCCGACAACAAAAACCGAAGUCGAGCACUGAACGAUACCGUUUUCCAGUCGCUAAUGAAAUCCACGACCUCUGCUUCUUCCCACGCUUCUUCAAAGGGUCAACCAGAGGCAGAUAUUAACGAUGAAUCGUCUGCCGAUCUCGUUGUGUACUCUGAGAAGGCACCCGAGCCUGAUCCCUUCAGUGCAGGUGCAAAGACGUACUAUACCCCGCAGGCCAACAUCCCAGUUACACCUCCGCGCGGUGCUCCGAGUCAUGUACGAACGGCCUCCAAAGAAGAUAACGUCCUAUUCUCUCUUCAAACGCAGCUUUCGCUGCAACAGGAGCUCUGUGGACAGUACGAGACAGAUCUUCGCGCUCGGGACGAACUCGUUGACAUCUUGGGAAAAAAACUUGCGGAGGUUGAGAAGGAAGAUACGAAACGCAAGGGCGUCCUACGAGCGUGGAAAAAGAAGGUUGCCGAGUUAGAGAAAACUUGCCGCUACCUAGAGGACGAGGUAGACAGUGCGAGGCAAGAGAGCUUUGAGAGAAGUAUGCUUGAUACCUGCAGCGAGGAAGCCUUGACGGCACUUCAGAAGAGGAUCGUAGAUCUGGAGAGGGAGAAGGCAUCUUGGAGGCGCAUGGAGGAAAUGUUCCGAGAGGAGGUUGCCACAUUAGAAGCUCUGGUGAAGGAAAGGUCUGACGAUGUCAUGAGACUGAAGGAAGCGUUGUGGACUCAGGAGGAAGAGGAGCAACGUUUCGAAAAGAGUCUCCGGCCUUUGCAGGAGGAGGUCGAGCAGUUGGGCAACGUCAGCAUUGUUUUCGACGAUGAAUUCAAGAAGCAUAUGAUGGAGAAGGAGAAGGAGCAGGAAGGCGAGAAGGAGCGAUACACGUUAGCGCAGGCCGAGUGGGACCAAGAACGCCAGGAGCUCCACCUUGCGAUUGAGAGACUCGAGAUAGAAAAGGCGGCGUUGAAGAGUGAGGCCGAGGCUGCCAGGAAGGACGCCAAGGAUGAUAAGGACGAACUACGUAUGGUGAAGGCUGAACUCGAAUCCCAGUGGCGCCUUUCGGAGGCUGCUACGGAUAAGAUACAGGCACUUGAAACGGCGAAGACGACAUUGGAGAAACAAUGCGAUGUCCUUCAAGUCGACGUAGCCGAGCUAAACGCUAAGAUUGAUCGAAUGGAGGUCGACUACAACGAUAGUGUCAACAGGCGCGCUGAAGUCGAGCAGCAAGUAUCAGAACUUUGGGAUCGUAAUGCCGACCUCGAGAGGGAGCGAGAUGAGCUUCAUGAACGACUGGAGGAAGAGGAGCGUGCUGCAGAUCUGGCCCAGUGCCUUCAUGAACGCGAUGAACAGAUUGCGGCGCUUGAGCAACAGCAUGAAAGCGAGAUAACACGACUUGCGGAUGAGUUAGGCAAACGAGAUGAAGAGGCGGCUGAAUACAGUCGUCGGAGUGCGCAGAGGCAAGCCGAGUUGGAGGAGCUGCAUAGUCAGAAGAUGAAUAUGCGCCAGGAAAUGGCACGCAUGCAGGAAGAACACGCCAGGGCGCUUGAAGAGGCAGCCCGGCGUGAAGGCGAGAGCAAAGCGUGCGCAGAGAUGGCGCUGAAGGAAAAGGCACAGGACGUUGGUGCCUUGAAGGAUGAGGUUGAGCGUCUGCGAAGGCAUAUGCAGGAGCUCCAGCAGGAUAGCGCCAACAAGGAUUUGAAGUUGACGCAGAUGCACAAGGAGAGGGAGAAAGACCGCUCUGAUGUUGAUGGGUUGAAUAUGGCGUUGGAUGCAAAACAACAAGAACUAGAGCUGAUCAAACGGAAACUACAUGUGCAGGGUACAGCUGGCUCUACUCCUGCUCGCCCGGCGGCUAAUCAAGCCAACCCUCAACGACGCCAAUCGAUGAUGGCUACACCUCGUUCACGACCGCCGUCUGUCAUGUCAGAUUCGGGGAGGGAAAGUGUUAUGUCGAAUUCCAGCCACAUCAGUCGACCUUCGCUCGAGAAAAUGGGGCCUUCUGCUGUCGCAAAGACUCCAAUAGUCAGCAAGACUCCGGCCCUGAUGAAAAGUGCGCGCAUGAACAGCCUUAGCACCCCGACACCUGCAGCAAGCUCAUCGACGAAAGCAGGACCCCUGGUUUCUAAAUCUUCGCGUGCUGGUGAAAGAUCGAUGGGUCCACCUCCCGACAAGCUCCGCCAAUCACUCUCAGGUAGACCUCCUACCCUCUCUCGUUCUACUUCUGGCCGGCCUUCUCUGUCCACUUCCACGAGUUCUACUCCUCACCGGCGGCCCUCUCUGACCUUGGAGAAAACUCUUGCAAAGGUCAAGGUUCCAACCACUGUGCCCGGCUCUAUUGCGUCGGUGUCCGAGGGAGAGGAAAAGGAAAACAAGUCGCAGGUACCGACCUUUGCCUGAUUCCUGUCUCUCUUAAGCAGAAUAAUAAAUAUCCCUCACCUCUCUUAUUUAUCAGAUUUAUGUGCUGUGUGGACACUCUUGAUAUCUACAUUAUCCGUAUGUCAUUGUCGAUAUGUAUAUCUAUGUCUUGUCUCGCUGUGAUAUCUCCCAAGUUUUGUUGUCGCAUUUAAAACUUCUAUUGCGUAGGCGCUUUAUGUUACAUAUCCUUUUGUCCUAAGAUUCACAGCUUGUACCGUAAUACUUAUCCAAGUAUCUGUAUGUCCGAAAUUACUUUUGGUUGCGUCGUCGAGCCUUUGCUUCGUAUACGGGUACUUGCCCUAAAAACUGUUCCAAUAUGAAGGUAGCUACGUGCUUUUCCUCCAGAUUUUAUCUAUCAGGUUUGACUCC
Molecule: messenger RNA, 4214 nt
Organism: Desarmillaria tabescens
Lineage: Eukaryota; Fungi; Basidiomycota; Agaricomycetes; Agaricales; Physalacriaceae
Exons: 4
Coding region: 90-3827 (1245 amino acids)
Source: RefSeq, a predicted model, not a curated record